Adineta ricciae is the source of this 384-nucleotide messenger RNA. The record is from the annotation of a GenBank genome assembly. NCBI's taxonomy places the organism in Eukaryota, Metazoa, Rotifera, Eurotatoria, Adinetida, Adinetidae.
AUGUCGCGUAACUAUAGUGCCUCACAAUAUGAAAAAUCCUUCACACCUAAGCGUUUACAAAUGUACCAAGUUCCAAAGGAUCCUCAACCUGGUCUGCAUGCCAAAGGUUCGUCAUCAGUGAAUGGCAAUAGUAUCGUGGCUGAUGAUCGUGGUCAUCUUCUUCCUGGUGUAGAAAGAUCGAAACGAUCACCGUUUGGUGAAUUUAUUGGUACAUGGGAUUUACCAAAACGAAUUCCAGGACCUUACCACGUUCAUCCAAUGGGACGAACGGAGAAAAACUUCGAUACACUCUGUUUGCAACGUGAUAAUACAAUCCGAGAAAUGGAACAAGCACGAGUAUAUCAAAAAGAAGGCUCGUCGGCUAAACAAUCCUGUUGUAACUAA